CCUGCUGGAUUUUGAACCUGCGGCACUAGGGAUUCUGGCUAUUUCAAACGUGAAGCUAAGGGCACCAAGCCAUCCUGUCCAGCAGCUCAUGUUAAUUUAUUUAGCCCAGAUCCCUGUAUCUGCUUUGCUUCCAGGGGAGCUGGUGAAAGAAAAGAAGAAAAGGGAGGUGCCUAAUCCCCAUUGGCUCUGGAUGGAUUGGAAUGGGGAAGUCAGCCUGCAGUACGAGCCCACAGCAACUGGAAAGCACCUGCUUCAUCCUCAGAGCACUCUUCCUUCUCCUCUUCUGCAGGCAUGCUUGCUGCCAGUGUAAGAUCCUGCGCUGCAAUGCCGACUACGUGGCUGCCACCCUCAACCUGCGCGGCUCCAACAAGGACGCGGCUUACUGCAACGCCCUACGCUCCUACUCCCACUGCACCCGCAAGACGGCCCGGACCUGCCGGGGCGACCUGGUCUACCACUCUGCCGUCCACGGCAUCGAGGACCUCAUGAUCCAGCACAACUGCUCCAAGGAAGGCCCCACCUCGCCGCCCCGGCCCCGCCCACCAGCACCCAACCACCAGGGCUUUGAGUCCCUGGACAUCUGCAACUACGAGAAGAGCUUCCUCUACAAGCAUGGCCAGUCCCCCACCUACCAGCACUGCGCAGCCUUCGGGGACCCCCACGUCCGCACUUUCCAGGAUGAGUUCCACACCUGCCGCGUGGAGGGCUCCUGGCCUCUCCUGGACAAUAACUACUUGUUUGUGCAGGCAACUAGCUACCUCGUGGCAAAGAGUUCCAACGCGACUGCCACCGGCAAGCUCACGAUCAUAUUUAAGAACAUGAAGGAAUGCAUCGACCAGAAGGUCUACCAGGCCGAAAUAGACAACCUGCCGGCUGCCUUCGAGGAUGGCUCGGUGAAUGGUGGCGAGAGGCCAGGGGGGAGCAGCCUGACCAUCCAGGAACGUGCGCCCGGGCAGCACGUGGAGAUCCGGGCUGCCUACAUCGGCACCACCAUCGCCGUGCGCCAGGCGGGCCGGCAGCUAUCCUUCUCCAUCCGGGCAGCCGAGGAGGUGACACGGUCCUUCACCGAAGAACAGGACCUGCAACUCUGUGUGGGCGGCUGCCCGCCCAGCCAGCGCAUCUCCCGCAGUGAGUGUCGCCACACCGGGAUUGCCACGGAGACGGCGCGACUGCUGUGCAAGGAGAAGCUGCCGGUGGAGGACGUCUACUUCCAGUCGUGCGUCUUUGAUGUGGUAACCUCGGGCGAUGCCAAUUUCACCCUGGCCGCACAUGGUGCUCUGGAGGACGCAAAGAUGUUCCACCCAGACGCUGAGAAACUGCACAUCUUCCAGACUGGGGCGGGCUGCUGUCUCAUCUCCUUACCCUUCCUCCUUGGCAUCGUCACCUCUAACCUCUUGGCUAUUCAGUUGCGCUUUUAACACUCCUUGUCCAUCAGGUACCAGGUACUGUAGCUGCUCUGUGACAUACAGACUGGAGUGAGGUGGACAUCAGCUGAAAGGAAACGGUGCCCUAUCUAGAAUCUGCUAUUAUGGGGGUGGAACCAAACUGGCAAAAGGCCCUGGUCUUAGAGAAAAGGCCUGGAAAUAGCAUCUCAUGCUUCCCAUUCUCCAACACGCUGAGGACUGGAUUAGUUGAGUUUUGUUCUGCUCCUGAGCGUUAAUGGAAUUUUCCCAUCGUGGGUUCUGAUUUGUAUUUUUUUUUUUUAAAUAAAAGUGGGGAAUCUGUUGCCACAUGGGAAAAAGCCAUGCAGGGACUUAACUUCUAUUGUCUCGCUUUUUUUCUGAUCACGUGUCUGAAACCCGGAGCGUGGAUCCUCUGAGCUUCUGCAGCGCUUCUGCCAAGCUAGUUGUAGCACACAAGAUAGGUAAUUUGCAGGACCCCUUCUUGCUUUUUCUCUACCCAGCAUGCACUUCAGUUCCAACAUACUUGUAAACAGACUCUUGCUCAGGAACCUGCUAGAGUUAGAAAUGAUGGAAUCCAGGCUGGGGUCAAAGCUUUUGGAUGGCAAAACUUGUUGAUUUGUAGCUUCAGACAUUCUUGUGAGAGCUGCUGUGGAACCACGUUGGAAUGAAGUAGAAAGCAGUAAGAUGGUAACCAGAAUGUCUUGUUCAAGGUUUGAGAUUCCUUGAACCACUUGAGCUAGGAACAAAUAUUUUUCUCUUGUAUUCUCAUUGUUUAGACUAUUGGUAUAAUGCUAACUUGCCAGCUGUCUGCAAAAUGUCAAAUCUCUGAAGUUUCACUUUAAAAUUGUCAUCUCAGCAUUGCAAUUUCUCUCUUUUUGGCACUAAUCUAGGACUGAAUAUAGCAAGUCCCAGACUUUGGACCAGUGUUGAGUUUCAACAAUACAGUAUAGAGAAAAAUCCAUCUAAUUUUCCCCUUUUUUAGCCCAAGCUUGAUCUGUUAUUCUGUCUCCCAUAGCCCCACAAAAACCCAACCAAAGCCACUGGCUUGAUUUCAAGAGUAAGAUUAGUAAUGUGAUAAACCCCAGAAGCAGCAAAGGCCAACGCUAUCAGAUUGCAUCACUGACUAGGUAAAAUAUUAAGGAAUGUACAUAAAUAUUGCCGUGAGACUGAAGUUAAAUGUUUAAUAUAUUUGAGGUUUUAAGAGACGUGUAUAGAGUUCUAUUUGUUAACAAAUAUUUUCCAUAUACAAAGACUUUAAAAAAAAAAAAAAGGAUUCAUCUGCUAAACAACUUUGCAAUUCUUGUCCUGCUGAACUGUGAGAGGAAUCACAGAGCUUUGAUCCUACAAAGAUGGCAUUCGUAGAAGAGAACAGUCUUUGGGGGAAGGCUGGUAGGAUUUGCAAACAUUGUUGCAUGAAA
This is a messenger RNA of Mauremys mutica (yellowpond turtle), 2821 nucleotides long. It is a transcript of the gene HJV, whose product is annotated as hemojuvelin BMP co-receptor. Gene Ontology annotation, cellular component: plasma membrane. The record is from RefSeq and is a predicted model, not a curated record. Gene Ontology annotation, molecular function: coreceptor activity. Lineage: Eukaryota; Metazoa; Chordata; Testudines; Geoemydidae. The transcript has 3 exons. Bases 201 to 1418 code for a protein of 405 amino acids. Gene Ontology annotation, biological process: BMP signaling pathway.